UUUUCUUAUAUAAGAGAAUUCAACAGUUUAUAUAUAUCUAAAAUAAAUUACUUUUUCUCUAUUUGCAUAAUAUAACUUUUCCAUGAGGAUAUUUAACUGAACCGCCUUAUUCUUACCUCAUAUCUCUACUUAAAGGAUCAAAACUGCCUAGGACUAUAAUUUAGGGGUUAUUUUGGUAUAGAUGUGUUUAGUGUAAUUUAGCCUAAUUUUUUUUUUUAAAUCUUCCCUUAGGCGAUCGUUGAAGUCGUUAAAAUACCGUUGAAUCCACAUGUAGUGAACUUUUCCCGCUGCAGGCUUCUUCUCAUGCCUAACCAUGUCCUUCUUCGUGUUGCUAUAUCUCAAUCACCCAAAUCAUACACCAUCUCAGUUCCAUCAAGAUCUCUAAUUGGUUUAGCAAGAUUCUUCAGAGUAGCUAGCCCCACUUGCUAUUCUAUUCUAUCUGAGCACUUAAAGAACCGACGAAUUGAUGAAGCUAGAGAGCUUUUCGAAAGAAUUCCAUCUCCAAAUAUCUAUUUAUGCACCAAAAUGAUAGCUGGGUAUGCUGAGAAUCUAAGGUUGAGUGAGGCACUGAAGCUGUUUGAUAAAAUGCCUGUAAAAGAUACGGUUAUGUGGAACUUGAUGAUCAAAGGGUGUGUAAAUUGUGGGGAUAUGGAGAUGGGAUUGAAGCUUUUUAAGGAAAUGACUCAAAGAAAUGUCAUUUCUUACACGACGAUGAUAAAUGGGUUUUUGAAGUUUGGAAAGGUUGAAGAGGCUGAGAGUUUGUUUAGGGAGAUGCCAGAAAGGGAUAUGGCUGCUUGGAAUGCUAUGAUUUAUGGGUAUUUUGAGAAUGGAAGAGUGGAGGAUGCUGUUAAAUUGUUUGAGCGGAUGACCUAUAAGAAUGUGAUUUCUUGGACGUCAGUUAUUAGCGGGCUUGAUCAGCAUGGGAGGAGUGAUGACGCUCUAUUGAUUUUUAAGAAGAUGCUAGAUUUUGGCGUUGAGCCCACUUCUAGUACCUUUGCUUCCGUUAUCACAGCUUGUGCUAGUGUAAGGGAUUUAGGUCUAGGUAGUGAAAUUCAUGCCUGUGUUGUAAAGGUUGGUUAUCUGUAUGAUACUUAUGUCACUGCUUCACUAAUAACAUUAUAUGCUAAUUGCAUGCACGUGGAUGAUUCUUCUAAGGUAUUCAGUGAGAGGUUGCACAAUAACGUUGUUGUAUGGACAUCUCUUUUGACAGGGUAUGGCUUGAAUUGUAAGCACAAAGAAGCAUUGAAAGUGUUCGGGGAUAUGAUUAGAAUUGGUCUACUUCCCAAUCAGUCUUCCUUCACUAGUGCCCUAAAUUCCUCCUGUGAAAUGGAGUCUAUUGAUCUUGGCAGAGAGAUUCAUGGUGUAGCAGUCAAACUCGGAUUAAACACUGAUGCCUUUGUUGGUAAUUCGCUAGUUGUAUUGUAUUCAAAAUGUGGAAAUGUAAACGAUGGACUCAUUGUAUUCAAGGAGAUUCCUGAAAAGAACAUUGUUUCAUGGAACUCGAUCAUUGUUGGAUUUGCACAACAUGGAUGUGGAAAUUGGGCACUCACAUUGUUUGCCCAGAUGGUACGUUCAAGGGUUGAUAUGGAUGAUAUCACAUUUACUGGGCUACUUGCUGCCUGUAGCCAUUCUGGCAUGCUAGAGAAAGGAAGACGCUUAUUUCAGUAUAUCUCCCAAAUCUCACCUGUUGAAGUGACACUUGAGCAUUAUAGUUGUAUGGUAGAUAUCCUUUGCAGAAGUGGGAAGUUAAAAGAGGCAGAGGAUUUGGUGAAAAGUAUGCCCAUGGGACCAAAUUUGUCAAUAUGGCUAGCUUUGCUUAGUGGUUGCAAGAAGCAUUUAAACUUAGAACUGGCCGAAAGAGCUGCAGAAAAAGUUUUUCAUCUUGACCCAAAUUGUAGCGCUGCUUAUGUUUUAUUAUCUAAUAUUUAUGCUUUUUCUGGUAGAUGGAAUGAUGUUGCCAGAAUUAGAGGAAAUAUGAAAAGAAGAGGAAAUAUAAAACAACCGGGAUGCAGUUGGGUUAAUCAAAAGGGAAUCCGGCAUACAUUUCUUUCUGGUGAUACUUUGCAUCCUCUAAGUGAUAAGAUAUACGAAAAGCUGGAACGGUUGACGGAAAAGUUGAAAGAAUAUGGUUAUGUCCCUGAUCAGAGAUAUGCAUUGCAUGACGUAGAGGAUGAACAGAAGGAAGUUCUGCUGUCGUAUCACAGUGAGAGGCUUGCUAUUUGCUUUGCAUUAAUUACGACUGUACAUGGUUGUACUAUAACAGUAAUGAAGAACCUGCGUGUCUGUGGGGACUGCCAUUCUGCCAUCAAGCUCAUAGCAAAAAUUGUUGAACGUGAAAUCAUUGUAAGAGAUUCUAGCCGCUUUCAUCACUUUAGGGAUGGCUUCUGUUCUUGUUCAGAUUACUGGUAGCAUUAUCCUUUUGAUUAUCAUUGUGAGAAGGUUAGUGGAGCCUUGUAAUCUGUUCACCAGAAGCAGGAAUACAUUUAAAUUUAAGGGAACUGCAAGAGUUUCGACGGCCCUCACCAACAUUCAGGGAAAUGCUCUACACCAAUAUAGGGUCCUUCCUUGGAGCAAGAAUAGGUAACGAUCUUUAGGGUAACGUUACCAAAGUAGAGAUCAGAAUUAGCAUGCACAAUAGGUAACAUUCUUUCGGCUAACGUUACCAAUAUAGAGAUCAGACAUUAGCAUGCACUGCUUCAAAUGUCUAGAUGCUGAUCUGGGAGCCAUGUCUAAAAACUGUCCUAUGAUUGACCCGUUGUACCUAAAGUCAAGGCAGCUGCUGCACACAAAUAUAGCUUUAGGUACCUGGUGCCCUAUCAUGCCAAGCUUGAGGUACCUGGUGCCCUAUUUGCAUAGUAGGAUGCCACCGACAAAUCUUCCAACAGCGAUCAGGAAAUACUUUAUGUACGCUCAUGAGAGGUUUAAUUACAAGCUUUGGAGAAGAUAGCUGUUCGUUUCCUGCCUCAGCCUUAAGAUACUAGAAUUAUACAUGCAUGGCUAUUACACAUGGAUACUCUCCCUUAGCAUUGAAACAAGGGACUUGGAGCUGUUAUUUGCAUAGCUGAUGUUGUCUUCAUGUCUUUCAUGCUGCUACUGCUGAAGCUUGAAAUGCUCCCGGUUUCUGUAAUAACCCGAAAUAUAGUCAUGUACUAAUUAAUCGUGAGAUUUAAGAAGUAACUUUCGUUGG
Nicotiana tabacum (common tobacco) is the source of this 3187-nucleotide messenger RNA. Its product is annotated as pentatricopeptide repeat-containing protein At5g46460, mitochondrial-like. Gene Ontology annotation, biological process: RNA modification. NCBI's taxonomy places the organism in Eukaryota, Viridiplantae, Streptophyta, Magnoliopsida, Solanales, Solanaceae. Gene Ontology annotation, molecular function: zinc ion binding; RNA binding; protein binding. The record is from RefSeq and is a predicted model, not a curated record.